Ipomoea nil (Japanese morning glory) is the source of this 2362-nucleotide messenger RNA. Its product is annotated as sulfate transporter 3.1-like. The record is from RefSeq and is a predicted model, not a curated record. Gene Ontology annotation, molecular function: secondary active sulfate transmembrane transporter activity. Lineage: Eukaryota; Viridiplantae; Streptophyta; Magnoliopsida; Solanales; Convolvulaceae. Gene Ontology annotation, cellular component: membrane. Gene Ontology annotation, biological process: transmembrane transport. Bases 226 to 2187 code for a protein of 653 amino acids. The transcript has 13 exons.
ACCAAGAAAAUCAAUCAAAAACAAAGAUCACACAACAAAGAUCCCAUUGCUCUUUAUACACUCCAACUUCAACCAUUUCAAGAACCUAAACCCACUCCUCUCGAGACACAGUUUAACUGGUUGACCAUUCUCUUUGAGACAGACACAGCAGCUGAGCUCAGCUGAUUGACCAUUUUUCUUGAGACACAGCUUAACUGGUUGACCAUUCGAGUUACAGAAAACAGUAUGGGCGGAAAUGGCGAUUAUGAGUGGCAGCAGCGCCGCGGGGAAGUGGAAGCGCCGCCUCCGAAGCCGUUCUACGAGGUGGUGAAAUCCACCGUGAAAGAAACCCUCUUCCCGGACGACCCAUUCCGGCAGUUCAAGAACCAGCCGCUCCCCAGAAAAUUCGUACUGGGGAUGCAGUACUUCGUCCCCAUCCUCGACUGGGCGCCGCGCUACACUUUCCAGUCCUUCAAGGCCGACGUCGUCGCCGGAAUCACCAUCGCCAGCCUCGCCGUCCCUCAGGGGAUAAGCUACGCCGGCCUAGCCAGCCUUCCUCCCGUCAUCGGAUUAUAUUCGAGCUUCGUGCCGCCAUUGGUGUACGCCAUGCUCGGAAGCUCAAAAGAUUUGGCCAUCGGCACGGUGGCUGUCCCGUCCCUUCUCAUGGCGGCCAUGAUCGGACAAGAAGUGAACCCUAAGCAGAACCCCACCCUCUACGUUCAACUAGUCCUCACUGCAACUUUCUUCGCCGGACUUUUUCAAGCUUCUUUAGGCUUUUUAAGGCUGGGAUUGAUUGUGGACUUUCUGUCGCAUGCAACCAUAUUGGGGUUCAUGGGAGGAGCAGCCACAGUGGUGUGCCUGCAACAACUGAAAGGAAUUCUUGGACUGGUUCAUUUUACACAUGGCACUGACUUAGUGUCUGUCAUGCGAUCUAUUUUUACCCAAACACAUCAGUGGAGAUGGGAAAGUGGAGUACUAGGUUGCUGUUUUCUCUUCUUCCUCUUGCUGACCAAAUACUUUAGCAAAAAGAAACCAGCUUUCUUCUGGAUAAAUGCCAUGGCACCACUAACGUCCGUCAUCCUUGGAAGUGUCUUGGUCUAUUUCACCCAUGCUGAAAAACAUGGAGUCCAAGUGAUUGGGCACUUGAAGAAAGGGCUAAAUCCACCAUCAUCUUCUGAACUGGCAUUUGGGUCGCCCUACCUCGCCACCGCCAUUAAGACAGGAGUGGUCACGGGUAUCAUUGCUCUGGCUGAAGGAAUUGCAGUGGGCAGAAGCUUUGCCAUGUUCAAGAACUAUCACAUUGAUGGCAACAAAGAGAUGAUAGCCUUUGGGAUCAUGAACAUUGCUGGCUCUUGCACUUCUUGUUACUUGACCACUGGGCCAUUUUCCAGGACAGCAGUGAACUUCAAUGCAGGAUGCAAGACAGCAGUGUCAAACAUAGUAAUGGCCACGGCCGUGAUGAUCACACUGCUCUUCCUCACACCACUCUUCCACUACACACCUCUGGUGGUGCUAUCCUCCAUUAUCAUGACAGCCAUGCUUGGCCUCAUUGACUAUGAAGCUGCCAUCCAUCUAUGGAAGCUUGACAAGUUCGACUUCCUCGUCUGCAUCAGUGCCUACAUUGGCGUGGUCUUCGGCAGCAUCCAAAUCGGCCUGGUUGUCGCGUUGAUGCUGUCUCUUCUGAGGGUGCUUUUGUUUGUUGCAAGGCCUAAGACUAUGAUCUUGGGCAAUAUCCCCAAUUCCAUCACUUACAGAAGUGUCGAUCAGUACCCGAAGGCGGCUAGCGUGCCCGGGAUCCUUGUCCUCCACAUAGGGGCUCCCAUAUACUUUGCAAAUGCCAGUUACUUGAGGGAAAGGAUCUCAAGAUGGAUAGAUGAUGAGGAAGAGAAGAGAAACAAUAUGGGAGGGGUUGAGCUGCAAUAUGUCAUCCUGGAUAUGAGUGCUGUUGGAAACAUUGAUACAAGCGGGAUUACCAUGCUUGAUGAAGUGAAGAAAAAUUUAGACAGGAGAAAUCUCAAGCUUGUAUUAGCAAACCCUGGAGGGGAGGUUAUGAAGAAGCUUGAGAAGUCAGAGUUGAUGGAGUCAAUUGGAAAAGAGUGGAUAUAUUUGACAGUUGCAGAAGCAGUAAACACAUGCAAUUACAUUCUUCAUACCUGCAAGGCAAAGGCCACUGCAAUGGAGAAUGCAGCAUCAGAUGAAAAUGUAUGAUAAAAUGCAGGCAGGGAUGAUAAUGUAGCAUAGAAUAACUGCAAGAAGUUUAACUAUCUUUCACCUUGUAAUCAAGGAAUGAGGUUUCAAUAUUAUGUUCUGUAAGUUUUGGAAUCAUUGAAGAAUAUGGCCACAAGUUAGUAGCCAUUGUCAAAAUAAAUGCUUCAUCUUAUUC